This is a messenger RNA of Eruca vesicaria subsp. sativa (arugula), 246 nucleotides long. The record is from the annotation of a GenBank genome assembly. Lineage: Eukaryota; Viridiplantae; Streptophyta; Magnoliopsida; Brassicales; Brassicaceae.
AUGGCGUUUAGUAUCAACCACAUAAGGCUUCUUCUUCUUGUUGCAACAAUACUCGUGAUGGUGGUCGCUUCCGUAGACGGAGAAGCUCUCCCGGAUGAUUCUAUGGUGAAGCAAGCUUCAGCAAAAAGAGAUAUGAUUUGGAAAGAAGUGUUUCACGAUGGUUAUGGUGAUUGGAGCCCGACUCCAAAAGUUCGACGAGGUAAUCCAGCACCAAUUCUUCUAGAUAUUACACAGCCACCACCUUAA